UUUCUGAAACAUACAUUUUGCGUUAUAAAACGUAAAGAACAGGUGUGUUUAUAUUAUGACAAGCUGUCAUAAUAAAAUUUAUAAAUUCUAGUUUACGAAUUAUAAUUUAAUGAAAAAUUGACACUAAUUUUACAACAAAACAUCAAAAUGAUUUCACCAAAUAGUGAGACUUGUGAUCUUCAAAGUGUCAUUUUACAAGAACAGGAAAAGGAGAUGACACAUGUUGAUUUAAAGAAAAAACCAAAAAGAAUAUUAAAAUUUUGUGAUGGAGAAAUUGAGGAGUAUUCUUCAGAAGAUGAAGUUGAUAAUUGUCCACAAAAGCAAAUUGCAAAUAUAGAUCCUAAAACGUUGAACUGGUUGCCAUGGGCUUGGUACCAAACUACCUGGGCAAGUGGAAAAAUUUUAGACGGUUGUGAUUAUGUUGGAGAACAUUUAGCUGAAUUUUUUGGUAUAACAACACCAAAAUAUCAAUUUGAAAUUGAUGAAUACUAUCGAGUGAGAGCCGCUGAAGAAGAUAUGUUAAGAAGAGAAGAUCUUGAAAUGGGUGGUUGGACUGAACGCAAUAAAAAUAAUCUCAUCGAAAGAAAUGAGUCGUGAAAGCCUGGACACAAAAUUUGAUGUAUUGCACCGCUUCAAGUACACACGAUAUUUAAUGUAAUUUGUGGAAAGCCUUAACAAACAAACAAAAAAAAGCAAUUAAGCCAAAUGGACUAAACAAAAUUUCUUUUAUACACGUUCAAGGUGAUGACGUCCAACUGCUGUGUCUCUUGCUUCAAGUUGAGCAAUAUAUUUAAAAACAAAUUUAAAAAGUAUAUACCAUAAAUAUUCUAUUUUUAUUGUACUCAUAAUACUAAUUGUAAAAUACAAAUGAAUUUAUUGCCUAAUCAGUAUAAUAAAAUAUAAAAAAAAUUUAUUUCAUCAAUGUAUAAAAAAAGAAUUUUUUAUUUAUUUUUUAUUUAAAAAAUGUCAGGGACCAUUCUGACUAAAUUUGUACAAUAUAGGCUAAUAAAUGCGUUGUCAUUUUGAA
Molecule: messenger RNA, 1027 nt
Organism: Leptopilina boulardi
Lineage: Eukaryota; Metazoa; Arthropoda; Insecta; Hymenoptera; Figitidae
Product: protein FAM177A1-like
Exons: 4
Coding region: 148-597 (149 amino acids)
Source: RefSeq, a predicted model, not a curated record